GAGGUUUUGUUUGUAUCGUGUUUAAAGGGAAACAAAAACGAAUCUCUGUUUCCAAAGCAAAUUUUAUGAUGACAGUGCAUUACGGAACGAACAUACGAUGUUUAAACGUCAAUGAUCCAAGGACAAUAAGAGUAGGUAAUGCUAAUUAUGAACGGGUAUUUCUAAAUCCGAUUUGACUCCCUUUACCGUUGAGCUAAACAAAUUGAAAUAAUCAAGCCAUUUAAAGUUUUUCAUGGGAUGGUGCAUGUGAUAAACGGCGCCAGUCGACACGGCCGAACCGGGUUCAAAUCCCAUCCGGAUCGUCCCCCCGUAGCAAAGACUGACUAUCCGGCUACGUGGUAAAAUAAGUCAGUCUAGUAAGCCAGAAAUGGCCGGAGUGACCUGUAAGGUCGUUAAAACCAAGAAGAGAGAGAGAAACUUUUUCAUCCAGGCAUUUAGAAACAACGCUGAUGAUAUAGAAACCUAAUCCUUUUGGCUAUCGAAGUGUUCAUCCAUUCGCUAUGUAGGUUCUUUCCAGUCAUCCCUAGUGAAGGGUUGCAUAAAGCAUAGUUAACUAUAUAAUUUUGAUGACAAAUAGUACUUGUUUAGUUUUUCUACCACAUGCCUCUUGUGCUGGGACAGGGUUGAUUGGUCUAUUUGUUAAGCCAAUCAACUACUACUAUCAUCGUACAAUAUGGUCAGCUAACUCUAGGGCUUAUCAUGGUGUUAUUUUCUCAACGCAAAUUUUAUUGACAAACUUUCGUUUGGUAGCGAUUAAUGUAUAUGUAUGUUAAAGAACCAACAAAAAUGGGCAUUUUAAAAGCGAAAAGCAUUGUUUAAAGCACACCGGCGAAUUUGUUAUUAUCUUCAUCCCCAGAAAGACGUGUACGUAGUAAACAAAUCGUAAUAUUUGUGUUAAAGGAAUAAAAACACAUCGGGCAAGCAAGUGGCACGCGACUGGACGCUACUUGAUUAAUUAAUGGUUUAUACCCUAACCCUGGACCUUAUCAUUCCUAGAAAGACAAACGCGUCUUGUCACGCGUCGAGGGUGAGCGAUAAGGCAUGGACUAUUAUGCCUGCGUCUUAGGUUACUCAAAAAUUUUAAGAGUAGGUUGGGGUUUUGUUGCAUUUCUAAAACACCAAUUAAACUACGGGGGGCAAAUAGCAAUGUUGGAAAAUCAACAUUUUAUGAUUAUUUUUUUGCUGCGUUCAACAUCGAGGUUUCUAAUAGCUUGGUUUAUGGUUAGCAUCAAGUAAUUUUUUGCGCAUUCUUCGAUCGCCACGAGAAGUUGCGGGAUUCCGUAUUUGCAAUUGUUUGUAGCAUUUUUUUAACUGUUAUUUUCGAUUAAAUUAAUUUUAUUUUUCAACCAUGUAUUUUGCUCCGCUGAAAAGGUCACAAAAUGGUUUAAAAUGGACCAUUUUGAAAUUGAAGCUUAUUUCACCAACGGUUUACUUUCCGGAAAAUGAUUAAAGAUGAAUAAUGUUGCAGAAUAAAAAGGCGUUGGGGGAAUGUUUGAUUCAACGGAAUUUUGAUUUUAAUAGUAUCUUGAAGCAUAAUACAAGUAUCGCAAAUGUAAGUGUGAAUAUUCUGAGCUUAUCAGGGUCGGAUGUAGAUUUUUUUGGUGCCCAAAGCGGCCAUGUGGGCUCCUAAGCAGGAAUUCUCUGUAAAAUGGAAAUGGAUUGAAAAAAUAAUUUUGAUUUUAUACACUUGCGAGUACAUAUUCGCCACACUUUGGAUUAAAAUAUGCUGUCCAUUCUCUGAGCAAAUGACUUUCUAUCUAUCCUUACUCUGAUUUAUCAAAUCUCAUGAUACAAUCAGCCGAAGUUGGUCGAAAAUGUUUCACUUUAUAGCAUGAACAGAAAGGUUCAACCAACAGAAUAAAUGGUGUAUUUCGGCAGCGGUGACUGAUAAGUAGCGAUUGCCAGUGUCAUACAGCAGCAUGUUAAGUGGUCCUAUCUUUGUUCACGGCUAGUCUGUGUCCAACAUCCAAGCAGGCAAGUGAUUUGUCAGACUUGAAACAGCAAACAGCAAGUACAGUUUGGGGUCUACUUUAUUUCAAUGCAGCAAUUGAUUAGUGAAAGUGUGCAAAGAAAGUGAAACCUUCCCUGUUGUUGUUGGAUAUUACAAACAAAAAAGAUCAUUUUGGCAGGCGUGAAAUUAUCAAUUAUCAGUGUGGUGUAAUGUCUACUUGGGAAACCAACGAAUGCUGUGCAGUUGAUAACCAUGACAACAUGCCGGAUGCAGGCCGGAACAACACUGACGUUACGCUAAUAUGGCAAAACUUAACCAUAACGCCGGUUGGUAGCAUGUCGAUUGGUAUGCAGCUGCCGGUACUGAAUGACAUCAGUGGCACGUUAUUGCCGGGAACCCUGGUUGCCCUUAUGGGACCUAGUGGAGCGGGCAAGACCACGCUAAUGUCCGCCUUAGCCUACCGGAUGAGUGAUAAAAUGGCUAUAUCCGGGGACAUUCGUGCUAACGGAUGCCCGAUUGGACCGUUCAUGUACAACAUCAGUGCUUACAUUUAUCAGGACGAGCUACUGCCGGAUUCUAUAACAGUGCAGGAGCAUCUACAGCUAAUGGCAAAUUUAAAGCUCGGAAGGCGUGUAACAGCUGACCGGAAACGGGCCAUGAUUAUGGACAUUCUCUCCAAGACCGGUCUCGAAAGGUGCGCCAACACGAAGAUUGCGAAUGCGACCGGCAUCGGAAAAACUUUAUCAGGAGGCGAGAAGAAGCGACUUGCAUUUGCGGUGGAGUUGUUGUCCAAGCCGAAGUUCCUGUUUUGUGACGAGCCAACAACUGGUUUGGAUUCGUACAGUGCACGCCAUUUGGUAGAAAUGAUGAAAUCACUAACACGCUGCGGUACAACCGUACUGUGCAGCAUCCAUCAGCCUGCCGAAAAGCUGCUGUACGAGUUCGAUAGUCUCAUACUGCUGACUGGCGGACAGACGGGCUUCAUCGGAACACCGAACGAAGCGGUACAGUUUUUUCGGUUGCAGGGUCUGGAGUGUGAGGAAGGCUACAAUAAGGCUGACUUUCUAGUUAAAGUCCUUUCUAGUACGACUGCCGGCAUUGCUAAGGGCAACCAGUUUACGACGACUGCAAUCUGUCCAAAAACCAUUUGUAACAAUUAUACUGCGAGUGAAGCUGCUCGGCGACAAGAGGCGCUAAUCAGUGCUGAACUGUAUAGAGCGGCAAUAGAAGGGAGAGAUGAAUCAUUAAGAAACCAGCUCACCAAGGAUCGCGGACGUUGCUGGUUUUAUACAUUGUACUGGUUAAUGUAUCGUCACGUGCUACAGUCGCACCGGAACCCAAACUUGCAGUAUUUCAAAAUUGUUCAACGGAUAGGUAUCGCAGUAAUUGUAGGUCUCUGUUUUUCGGAUGCUAUCGAAUUAUCGCAACGAGGCGUACAGGCAAUGCAAGGUGUUAUUUUUCUGAUCGUCUCAGAGAACACGUUCUUACCGAUGUACGCCGCAUUAUCAAUGUUUCCCGAAAGCUUCCCAUUGUUCCAGCGAGAGAAAAGGGCAAAUCUUUACAGUACGGCUCAGUUCUACAUUUCAAGCAUUUUGUCGAUGAGCCCAUUCAUAUUGCUGGAGACAUGUGCAUUCAUCUUCAUCGUGUAUUUCUUCGCCAACCUACGUCCGACUCUGCUCGGUUUACUUGUAACAUUGGCUAUCUCCGUUUUAGUGAUGAAUGUGUCGAUCGCCUGCGGCUGUUUCUUCUCGACACUGUUUCCAACGGUUGCAUCCGCAAUGUCGUAUUUGGUGCCUUUCGAUUACAUUUUGAUGAUCACAUCCGGAAUUUUUAUCAAAAUCUGGUCUAUGCCCACUUACCUGCGCUGGAUGCCAUUCAUUUCCUGGAUGAUGUUCGCUAGUGAGGCAAUUUCGAUUGCUCAAUGGGACGGAGUGAUAAAUAUCGAAUGUUCUAACAUAAUUCCGAGCAUUUGUCUGCAUAAUGGGGAACAAGUGUUGGCUCAAUAUUCGUUUAGCAGCAAACACCUACGGACGGACUUUGUGGUACUCUUAGGCCAAUACUUUAUUUACCAUGUGUUGGCAAUGCUGUGCUUGGCAAGACGAGUAUCUCUAAAUUAAACGAUAUAUAUUGUUACCUGAUCGUUAUUAAACAUAAAAACCUAUGCAUUUUUAUUUCAUCGCUGUAUUAUGUAACGUUAACUGUGGUUAUAAUAAAACACCCCGGAAU
This is a messenger RNA of Anopheles funestus (African malaria mosquito), 4177 nucleotides long. RefSeq names its product protein scarlet-like. Gene Ontology annotation, molecular function: ATP binding; ATP hydrolysis activity; ABC-type transporter activity. The record is from RefSeq and is a predicted model, not a curated record. The transcript is spliced from 7 exons. Lineage: Eukaryota; Metazoa; Arthropoda; Insecta; Diptera; Culicidae. The coding region runs from base 2161 to 4068 and encodes 635 amino acids. Gene Ontology annotation, cellular component: plasma membrane.